CAGACUCAAUUACUUUAUUUCCUCGACGGACCUUGACUUUAUUGGCUGCGGAGUGCAUCGCUGAAGUGAUUUAGUGCCACUCAAGUGAACACGAAUCCCAUGAGACCAUGUUUGCCUUUGGCCAACAAUGAUCCUGGAAAAACGAGGGUAACGGCAAAAAGUAUCAUUCAUGAAAGAAUAGUUCAGUUUUUCUUCCGUCAAAAGUGUUCCUUUUCAAGAAAAACGUUCGUAACGUUCGUGUGAGUGAUCGAUAAAAAGUUAGAAUCCGGGGGACAUGGCUUGGCAUUGGAAGGCCGUGUCACUCACGCCUCGGAGGAUCACUUUAAUUAAAAGCAGAAUCUCGGUUUUAAGUCAAACGGAGCCCGAAAGGCUCUGUCUGAGGUUGAUCGGUUAGAGUGAGCAAACCGAAAUUUAGACAUGAGCUACAAAUAUCUUGUAGAAGCGUUCCUCAUGCCUUUCAUCUCUGCCUGUGGCAUAAUUGGGAACUGUGUCUCAUUUCACAUCCUCCGCAAACGCGAAGUCAAACUUAAGGAGGAUUUCGUGGACAUUCUAUGCUCCCUCGCAACAUUUGAUAACCUUCUCUUGAUCUCCAUCUACUUUCUAUUCUCUCUUCCCACUCAAUGCGGGCACUAUGCUGAAAAUUACUUUCCUUACACUGUGCCCUACUUGUAUCCUUUGACCAAUGUCUUCAUGACCUGUUCCGGAUACAUGACCGCCUGUGUCGGGAUUAACCGUUAUCUGGACCUCAUCGAUAUGAAUCCCAAUGUCAAGCGAGCAGGAUAUAUCCAGGCCUUGAUAGUGUUGAUCAUGGCCAGUCUAGUGAACGUGCCACGCUGGUUUGAAUUUGAAUAUCAAAUCGAGACCUUGAGCACGGAUCUCACCCCAGGCAAUGAGUCCAUGAAGGUCUUUAUCAACACAACGAAAGUGGUGGCCAGGACCACUGACCUUCGCAAGGACGAGGACUACGUCAGGGACUAUACAUUGAUAGCUUCUUCUGUGUUAGUUGUGUUUCUCCCUACUUUGUGCAUGUUCGUCACCACCGUCCUCAUAUCCAGGGAUUUGAUGAGGGUGACCAAAGCGAGCAAUGCCUUAAAUAACUCCCAAGAAGAAAAGCGACGAAAGCGAAACCGAAAUAUCACAUGUGUGCUCGUCAUGAUUAUCGUACUCUUUAUGGUGACCCAUGUUGGCGAGAUCUUUAUCGCCUUGUAUGAGAUGAGUAAUUUACGGGAUGGGAAAAGGGGCGCAUUUCCCACCUGGGCCAAGAACAUUGUCACCACCAAUCAUCUACUCAUUGUGAUCAAUUCCUCACUCAACUUUGUGAUCUACUGCAAGGAUGUUGUAUUUAGGCGAUGUCUCCUCACCGUGUAUAGAGCCUGGAGCAUUCGGAAGCAAAUGGGCAUCCCUGGAGACGUGACGAUUAGCAUUCAUUCCAUGGCCGCUCAACAACUUCGGAGUUUGAACAGUGAGUUAGGCAUCAACUUGCACGGCGAUCCAUCACCGGAAGUGAUCCUCCGGGAACUGGACCCGCAAUCCAUGAUCCUCUGCGGGUUGUCUCCGGCCAGUCGAACCUAUCAACGACCCAAUGGGUCCACAAUUCAGGGAUGUGUGGUUCGAUUCCAAACCCGAGGCUCGGAUCCCAACUCAUCCGGCGAAGUCCAAGAUCAAGCCAGUCGAGAUCUGAAGAAGUUUGGGUACUCUUUGUCAGAUUGUUCCAGUAAAGCGGUGGUAACGUUGCCAACAACGUGAUCAAUGCCAGUGUACGUGCUUGACUGCUUUUUGAUGUGGUAGUUGCAGUCGAAUCAUCAUUAUCCAAAGGAAAUAUGUUUUUUUUGCCGUUGGGAGAGUGUAAAGCUUUGACAAAUCAGGGAUCCCGGAGGCUACGAGGAUCACACGUGCGUCAAAUGAGACGUGAGAAGGCAACGGGCUUGCGAUUUGUACUUUGAGCAAAAUCAAGGGUCUGGCUGAAAACGUCGCUGUUUGAAAUUGCAAUUGUCUAGAGGAUCUGCAUUCGAUUGAUUGAAAUAGACCAGGAAAAUGAAAGUUGCUCAAACGCCUUGAAGUCAAUUUUAAAUAAUGAUUGGAGAUUUUGGAGAGUUCAAGGGAUCUAUCAAAAGUUGGGACAGUUUGAAAAAAAAAAAUGGACCAAAGCAAUUAACAUGCAGUCAGAACUGUUUUCCUAUUUUAAAAGUACACCCUGACACAUAAAUACAUACGGGUGGUAAUUUAUUCAUAUUUUAGGAAUAAUACAGUUUAUAAAAUCGUUACUAAUAGCGAAAGAAAUCAUCCUUCAUUUUAUUGGCCUCAGCUAUUUUACUUCACAAUCUUCUGAGUGAUUUGGAAAAUCCACUUCUAGCCAACGAUAGUCAGUCAAUGUAAUGAGAGGUGUAGCAGAGUCGUGUGCGAAAGUUGUUGUAGACCUUGAUUGGAUCAAGUUCACUUUCAGAAUUCCACCUAUUGCGCUUUUCUUGCUCAUUUCUACAAGACCUUCUUUCACCAGAUUGUUCUCUUGGCAUCACUUGACAUUGACAGUUUGAUUUGGAGGCACAAAGUGAACAUUGGUAUGUGGGGCAUAAAAACAUUCCCCAAACCACGGCUUUUGAUGAAUGCUCGACAGUUUUUUGUUGCUUGACGCAUACUCGUUGCCAUUGAUUUGUCUAUAUUUGGGCUGUGGAUGGAAAAAAUGGAACAAUCUCUCCUCACUUCAUAUCACUUGUCUCCAGCAAACCAAUGCCUCCGUUCAAGAACACAUUUAAGUCUGGCUUUAAGUCUAAGACAAGAGUCAAGAAGUUAUUGGCCUCCAACCAAUACCCUUCUAUCAUCAAUCACUUUGAUUUGUAUAGCUUCACUUUGUACCAUUCCAAAUCUCACAACCAGUUUUGCCAUUUUUCUGUAAUCUGCGCAUAGAGCAAGAAUAAAAAUGGGGCUGAUGCAAAUUAUUGAAAAUUAUGCCUUUAAGAACAAUUUUGACUCAACCGAAAUGAGUACUUCUCUUCAUAUAAUAACAAUAUCAACACAAGAUCACAAAAUAUGUUGGUUUUUUUUUCAUUUUGAUCAUGAAUUCCACAUGUACGGUUAAAAGGACGGGGCGCCAAAUUCAACAGGAACAAAUUUAUGCGGCAGGGUGUAUUGUGUUCCUUAAAACUAAAAUUCAUCAAAAUCAUAGCUACUUUGUGUACAAGGUAAUAUUGAAAGCACUUUUUGGAUCUCAUGAACUUUCAUUGUGCAUAAAAAGGAUGGGGACACUUAAAAAAGUCCAUAAGGAAUUUGGUCAAGAUUUUAGACCACGCACUACUUCGAAACCCAAAUUUGAUUCAGCCAAAAAAAGAGGCUAGAAUUUGCACAAAUAACCUUUUGUACAUCUGAUUCAAGUACUCAUGUCAAGAAAGGUGAUCAUUUUUGUAUAAUCUACUUUUGCUUUUCCGGCCAUGACCAAUUCUUUAAAAUCAUUAAAAAUGACUAACAUUGAUCGAUUGAACCAAUGAAUUCGUUCAACACGAUAUCAAGAUUAAAAUGAACUUGACAAAAUUUGUAAAUAUCUGCAUCCGAAAGCAAAACAUAAAUUUGUUCCUCCAUUCCUUUUCAUCCAAUUACUUCAAGGUUUUUAUUUGAUUCAAGCAACGCCGCUGCUUGAGGCUAGCUAACAUCAAAAGUUGUUACAAAGAGCGCAAAAUAUAAGUUCUCCGGAUGCACUAACAUUUUGAUAUUGUACGCUUCCAACCAAUACCCUUCCAUUCAUCAAUCUAAUGUCGACUUCCGACACGUUCAAUACCUUUUUCCCCUUCGAAUCCCUUUGAUCUGAAAUUGAAUGGAUCAGUUCGCCCCCUCCACCACGUUUCUUGGGUCUCUCUCCGUCUCCGCACAAACCUAAUCAUCAACGGCAUCAAAGUGGAAAUGGUAUCAAUUAUCAAUCAAAUCCAAUAAUUGCCCAUUUCGUUGGUAUCGAUGUAUUACUUCUAUGAUAAAUUUGAAACCGCUUUUGUUGUGCCAAAGAUGUCAUCCUUUUACAAUCAAUGUAACGGAUAUUUUGAAAUAAAAGAAGAACGUAUUUUGAGAACUGCUA
This is a messenger RNA of Tigriopus californicus, 4060 nucleotides long. Its product is annotated as probable G-protein coupled receptor frpr-1. The record is from RefSeq and is a predicted model, not a curated record. The coding region runs from base 418 to 1746 and encodes 442 amino acids. The transcript is spliced from 2 exons. Gene Ontology annotation, biological process: G protein-coupled receptor signaling pathway. Gene Ontology annotation, molecular function: G protein-coupled receptor activity. Gene Ontology annotation, cellular component: membrane. Lineage: Eukaryota; Metazoa; Arthropoda; Copepoda; Harpacticoida; Harpacticidae.